AUGGCAGAACAUUUGUCCCAGAGUGAGCUGGACUAUCCCUUCAAACUUCUGGAGUAUUUCAACGGCUUCAGGAUCUCUAAGGUGAUAUUCUCAGCCUGUGAGCUGGGAGUGUUUGACCUCCUGCUGAAGUCCCAGGAGCCCCUGAGCGCCCAGCAUGUAGCCCGCGAGCUGAGCACCAGCGUGGACGGGAUGGAGCGGCUGCUGGACGCACUGGUGGGCAUCGAGAUCCUGGAGGUGGAGACCACAGACGGGACAGCUUUGUACAGCAGCACCGACGUGGCGAAUCUUUACCUGGCUAAAGGCAGCGGCAAGUCUCUUCACGACAUGAUCAUCUACCAAUCCCAGACCAUCUACCCGCUGUGGAACAACAUGGUGGACGCUGUCAGGGAGGGGAAGAAUCAGAACGAGAAGACCUUCGGCCUUCCACCAGAGGAGGUUUUCCAAGCUAUUUACAGAUCAGAGGAGGAGAUGCUGAAAUUCAUGGGUCUGAUGAACUCCUCGUGGGUUCUGGACGGACACGACGUUGUGACGGCUUUCAACCUCUCCUGCUUUCACAACAUCAUAGAUCUGGGAGGAUGCACUGGUGCUCUGGCCCGUGAGAUGGCGAAGGCGUACCCGUCGUCCUCUGUCAUGGUGUUCGACCUCCCGCAGGUCGUAGAGACGGCUCAGAAACAUUUCCCUCAGGAGGAUGACGGCGUCGUGUUUCAGACUGGAGAUUUCUUCAGCGGUGACAUCCCUCCUGCUGACCUCUACGUUCUGGCCAGAAUCAUUCACGACUGGCCUGAAGAGAAGUGCCUCAACCUGCUGAAGAAGAUCUAUGACACCUGCAGACCAGGCGGCGGCGUCCUGCUGGUGGAAGCCAUGCUGUUUGAGAACAGGCGAGGGCCCGUCACGGCUCAGAUCUUCUCCCUCAACAUGCUGGUUCAAACGGAGGGCCGUGAGCGCCCGCCGUCCGAGUACACCCGCCUCCUCAACAAGUGCGGCUUCCACAACGUUCAGGUGUGCCGGACCGGCAAGUCCUACGACGCCAUCCUGGCCACCAGAUGAGCUCGGGACCGUCCAGACACAGACGGGAACUUUUCAAGGUCAAGAAAAGGUUUGGAGGCGGACAUAAAACAUAAGAGCUCUGUUGUCAGUCUCGGUGCACAUUGAUCCCCCGUUUAUGUUGUGGUCAACCCACGUGAUGUUCACAGAUUUAGUACAAAAACUGAAGUGAAAAAACAAACCAAUAUAUCAGUUAUUUGAUCAAUUAUAUAAAUGCACUGAUACGGUACGUUCAUUUUAACAGCAAAAGAUGUUGUUUUACUUUGUUCCUUUUUUAUUGACAUACUCAAAAAUAUCAAAAUCUGCUCAUUAUUUACAGUCAAAUCUUUUUAAUAUCAGCAGGUCACUUAUAGCCAUAUAGUUUUAUAAGUGGUCACAAUAUUUCAGGAGCAUCAUGGAGGUGUAUUCCAAAAGUUAUAAACCAAUUAUUGAGAGAUUUGGGAUAGUUUUAUAUGAAUAUUCAGCCAAAAUAUUAUACCAAUAUUACAGAAAGAUAGUAUGUAAAUAAUUAGCAAAAUAUUCCUAUAUUUUUUAAAAACCAAACAAACAAAAAGCCCAGUAAACAGUUAAUCAAACGGCAACAUUCCCAUCUUAUCUACAAAGUGAUAUGACUCACUGUUAGCCGGUUAAAAUCAUUAGAUAGAUAAGAUAAAUGAUUAGUUUAUAACAGAUGUUUUGGGCAACAAUAUUGUCAGUUUGCACGCUGUUGAAGGAUAUAUAUAAAAAUUAAUUCUAAUUAUUUUUUGGGAUACUAAAUUUAUUUUUACAUCUUUUUUUAAGUCAAUAACAUCAAAAUUAAAAACAACUAUUUCCAGAAAUCAUGUCAUCCAUAUUACAGACAUUAUGACACAGGUUAUGUACAUAUCUCUACAUAAUUUCUGUAUAAUUAUCCUUUAAUGAUAAACCAUACAAGGAAAAGAAACAGGCAAAUGUCUGAUUUAAAGAUGAGAGAUGCAAACUAAAGGCUGUGUUCAUUAUUCCAAAGAAUAUAUUAGAAAAGUCUGUUGUUUCAUCUCAUGGAUCUCUUUGAUGACUUCACAUUGAGUAUCUGCUGCAGGUGGAUAUUAAUGUUUUUUGUUUGUCUGUUUUUGAGAAUUUAACACCCAGAGAAACAUAUUCCGAAACCUUCAAAUGCAGUGAGAAACCUAAAUAUUUUAAAUAGCACUGAACUUUUGAGCUAGAGAGAGAAACCGCUGUGUGUUGUGUUACUGUGACCGUGUGUUCCCGGUCUUCCCAUUCACUGUGAUGAGUUCAGGUUCCCUCUCAGACUGCAUGUAGAUCAAACCUCAGUUUACCUCAUUUAUUCCUCCAAGUGGUGUUAGAAAGUUCUCAUUUUCUUAUUUUUGGUCUGUUAGUUGUGUGACCUUCUGGUUGAAGGAAGAAUCACUGUAGAAAUGUUCUUAUUCAUGUUUGUUUGUUGCAUUUCAAGUGCUGUAAAUGUCACAUAUUGAGUGAUCAUAAUAAGUGAUUUGCAUGUGUCAUAGAUGAGGUGUGAAUGCAAAAUAUCCAGAUGUUUGAUAGAAACAUAUAAAAAUGUUCCUUUUUGAAUCAGCACACGGUUCUUUGCUGUAAACUUGUGUUCUGUCCUCUGAUCAUUCCACAUGUCGGCAGCAUGCAAUCAAAGACAUCGUGUUUGUUCUUUCUAAAAAGUUAUUUUUAAAAAGCUAUGCAUCUGUAAACAACCUACUGGUGAUGGAUUUUGACGAU
Sebastes umbrosus (honeycomb rockfish) is the source of this 2751-nucleotide messenger RNA. RefSeq names its product acetylserotonin O-methyltransferase 2 (gene asmt2). Bases 1 to 1047 code for a protein of 348 amino acids. The transcript is spliced from 8 exons. Lineage: Eukaryota; Metazoa; Chordata; Actinopteri; Perciformes; Sebastidae. The record is from RefSeq and is a predicted model, not a curated record. Gene Ontology annotation, molecular function: acetylserotonin O-methyltransferase activity. Gene Ontology annotation, biological process: melatonin biosynthetic process; methylation.